Messenger RNA from Helianthus annuus (common sunflower), 1404 nucleotides. RefSeq names its product BES1/BZR1 homolog protein 4. The record is from RefSeq and is a predicted model, not a curated record. Lineage: Eukaryota; Viridiplantae; Streptophyta; Magnoliopsida; Asterales; Asteraceae. The coding region runs from base 311 to 1174 and encodes 287 amino acids. Gene Ontology annotation, molecular function: DNA-binding transcription factor activity. Gene Ontology annotation, biological process: brassinosteroid mediated signaling pathway; DNA-templated transcription. The transcript is spliced from 4 exons.
CAGUCCACACUCUUUUACAACAAGCCAGUGGCAGGAGCGUAAUAACCCAGCAACCUUUCACACAGCUUACAUGUCACACUCCAAACUCAACCUUAACCUCCCCUCUACACAGAUUUCACUUAUAAUCUCUUCACUUCAAUUCCUCUCUCAAACUCCAUCCUUCUCCGGCUAUCCUCUUGUUCGCCGCCUCCAUUAACCGUCAAUGAAACGUGAUUUCCGCACCUGUAUUAUACAUAUAUAUAUAUAUGUAGAGUUCACACACUCAUGUAUAUGUAUAUGUAUUAUUGUUGUGUGUAUCUAGAGAAAGAGGAUGACGUCAGGAACGAGGAUGCCGACGUGGAAGGAGCGAGAGAACAACAAGAGGAGAGAGAGGAGGAGGAGAGCCAUCGCUGCGAAGAUAUUCACCGGUUUGAGGAUGUACGGUAACUACAAGCUGCCGAAACAUUGUGAUAAUAAUGAAGUACUCAAAGCACUCGCUGAUGAGGCCGGUUGGACCGUUGAACCGGACGGAACUACGUAUCGUAAGGGAUGCAAGCCUAUAGAGCGGAUGGAAAUUGGUGGAUCAGCAUCAGUAAGCCCAUGUUCAUCUUACCAGCCCAGCCCAUAUGCUUCCUAUCACCCAAGCCCACCGUCAUCUUCAAUUGCAAGCCCAUCCUCAUCCUCUUACGUACCCAACACCCACCCAGAUUCACUCAUCCCAUGGCUCAAGAACCUUUCUUCUUCAUCCUCAUCAUCACACUCAGCCAAACUUCCCCAUCUUUACAUCCACACCGGGUCCAUUAGCGCGCCCGUGACCCCACCCAUGAGCUCCCCAACAGCUCGAUCACCUACCCGAAUCAAAACCAACACUCUUUGGGGAGCACCCGCUCCCGAAUGGUUAACUGGCAUUCGUCCCACGUCUCCAACUUUCAGCCUUGUGGCAGCGAACCCGUUUGGGUUCAAGGAUACGGGCUUGUCUCAUGGUGGCUCGCGAAUGUGGACACCUGGUCAAAGUGGGACGUGUUCUCCUGCAAUUCCUGCGGGCUUUGAUAACAACGCGGAUAUUCCAAUGGCGGAAGUGGUUACCGAUGACUUUGCAUUCGGUAAAGUGAAGCCGUGGGAAGGAGAAAGAAUUCACGAGGUUUGCGGGUCUGAUGAUCUUGAGCUUACUCUUGGAAAUUCAAAAACUAGGUAAAGUGCAAUCUGGAGGCCUCAUGAAGGGUGUAGAAUGGAUCAAUGCAAGUUUGUGAAAUUGUUCCUUUCUUUAAGUUUCUUUGUUGAAGUAUGUUUGCCCAUAGCACAUUAUUAUAAUCCAUGCAUGAUGCAUGUAUAAUCUAAUUAAGUCAGGAAAAUGGGUUCGGACCAAAAUGAGUUCAGGUAGGAACAAGCCGUUCUUAAAGAGUAUCAUUUUGGGUAGGUUUAAAA